CACUAGUCUACCUCCGCCGCCCAGCCGCACCACACGACGCUCCCCAUCGCCCCCGCCGCACACGCCGCCUUGAUCCCUCCUCCCCCCAGGCCCAUGCCGGAGCCGCCUCCUUCCCCCAUGUUGUGCCGCCGCCGCCUGGUUCCAGAUCUGAAGGUUGGAUUUUGCGCGGUGGACCAACGGCGCGUCCAUCCCCAAGGGCCCCUGGCCAUGGCAGUCGUCGUUCAUGUCCACCUCCACUACCAUUACCCCCCUCCUCCGCCCGUCGCCUCGCCGACCCGGCCUCUUAACCUCGCCAUGGCGCUCCCCCCACCCCCGCGCUCCUGACUACCCACCUGCGCCCGCCCCCACCUGCCACCUCGCCGUCACCAGCACAGAUGAGCGGGAGGCAGAUGAGGAGUUUGUGGUGGUCACAUACAAUCUGGUGCCCGUCGACGACCCCCGCGCACCACUCCACUACGAACAAUCACUUAUUCAGCCGAAGCGGACGAAGUGGCUGGUCCUGCGAGUGGCGGUGGUGGUCGCCUACGUGGCGCAGGCGGGCGGCGGGUGUCGCCCCCGUGGCAGCAGCGCAGGUGGGCGGUGGCGUUGGGCCCGACGGUGGAUGCGUUGGUCGCUCCUGUGGGUGACGGUGGUCGAGCUGCGCAGGUGGCCGGAGGUGGUCGCCUCGGUGGCGGCGAUGCAGGUGGGCGGCGGCGUUGGACCCGAUGGUGGCUCACGCGGGCGGCGGAGGCGGCGGUGUUGGACGAUUUUUUUGUUGUUGUUGCAAAAAUCACAAUGAACUACGGUCUGCGACAAGCUUUUCUUUAGUUUUUAUGUCUUGACUCAUACUCGUAUCAUGUUUUUAAUUUAUUUAGUUGAACGAGAAACCGAAUCAGUAUUUCUAUCUAUUAUCCUUUAUUGCA
Aegilops tauschii subsp. strangulata is the source of this 902-nucleotide messenger RNA. The record is from RefSeq and is a predicted model, not a curated record. Lineage: Eukaryota; Viridiplantae; Streptophyta; Magnoliopsida; Poales; Poaceae.